CCUGAAAACAUAUUUCGAAGCCACUUGUCUGAUACAAAAUGUUUUCAGUGAAAGUAACCACAGCAUUAGUUGCUCUGGCAGCAGUAGUUGUUCUGAUUACCGAAUCCGAAGCGAAUCCUCAAAUUGACAUCUUGGGUGGGUACGAUAUGAUUGGGGUCUGCUUCAACAAUUGCGCUCAGUGCAAGAAGAUGUUCGGCGAGUUCUUCGAAGGCCACCUGUGCGCCGAGGCUUGCAUCCAAUUCAAGGGCAAAAUGGUACCGGACUGCGAAGACAUCAACUCAAUUGCACCGUUUCUCAACAAGCUCAACUAAACGUGUUACUCCUGCCCAGCUGACCUCUAACCCGAUGGACCUCAUCUAUCAGAAAUAAAUUCCCAGAUCGUAACCUGCCCGCAUAUCGGUUUAUUUGUUUUGAAAUCGCCCAAACUAAAAACCAGAAGUAAAAUGCUCCCUUUUGAAUGUUCACAAAUAAAUC
Armigeres subalbatus is the source of this 474-nucleotide messenger RNA. Its product is annotated as eclosion hormone-like. Gene Ontology annotation, biological process: neuropeptide signaling pathway; ecdysis, chitin-based cuticle. The transcript has 2 exons. The record is from RefSeq and is a predicted model, not a curated record. Lineage: Eukaryota; Metazoa; Arthropoda; Insecta; Diptera; Culicidae. Gene Ontology annotation, molecular function: ecdysis-triggering hormone activity. Bases 39 to 311 code for a protein of 90 amino acids.